Molecule: messenger RNA, 210 nt
Organism: Plenodomus lingam JN3
Lineage: Eukaryota; Fungi; Ascomycota; Dothideomycetes; Pleosporales; Leptosphaeriaceae
Source: RefSeq, a predicted model, not a curated record
AUGCCCAAUCAGACCCAACCACCCGAGCCGAGCAAACAAAGCAGCAGCAAACCGAAAAAAAAAGACAGCAACCCCAACAAGAUCAAAAAGACAAAGCGUUUUUCCCAGAACCCCACCCUCGCCUUUCCCGUUGCCGUAGUUGUAUCAUGGACUCCAAUCGCGCGCCGAGCAUUUUUUUCGGAUAUAUAUAAAGCCUUGAAAAGAAAAUAA